Molecule: messenger RNA, 1968 nt
Organism: Mercenaria mercenaria
Lineage: Eukaryota; Metazoa; Mollusca; Bivalvia; Venerida; Veneridae
Product: procathepsin L-like
Exons: 9
Coding region: 113-1189 (358 amino acids)
Biological process (GO): immune response
Cellular component (GO): lysosome
Molecular function (GO): cysteine-type endopeptidase activity
Source: RefSeq, a predicted model, not a curated record
GUUCUCGACAAAUCAAUCUUACUUAUCACAUAUAUUGAUCAGUAAGUCUAAUUGAUAUCAAGAUGAAUGAAGCGGAUCUUCAAUUGUUUUGACUCUUUAAAAGGGCAGCUGCAUGUAUCAACCGCGGCACACGAAAGGGAGUAACAAAAUGGAGAGGUCACUUUUGAUUUUACUCGUCUGCUGUGUCGGGGUCAACCUCGCUUUGAACUCAUGGGAACUUCCGCAGACUAACUUACUUUCGUUUGUGAACGUUGAGUUAGACAUGGAAUGGAUGAGUUUCAAGAAGUCAUAUAACAAGACAUAUGCUGAUGCAAAUGAAGAAGUUAGAAGGCGCUUAUAUUGGGAGGAUACCAUGCAGUUUAUCCGAGAGCACAAUCUGAAAUACGACAGCGGGGAAUCUACGUACAUGCUCGGGGAAAAUGAUUUUGCCGACAUGGCGGAAGACGAGUUUGAGAAAAUCUACCUAACAGGCCUUAUUGUACCAGAAGAAGAGGAAGAAUACCCAGAAGCCCUCACUGAACCGGAUCCGGAAGCCCCCCUUGAGAUGGACUGGAGGCCGAAAGGUCUUGUUUCAUCCGUUAAGAACCAGGGCCGGUGUGGAUCAUGCUGGGCAUUCUCGGCACUGGGAUCGUUGGAGGGACAACACAAGAAAAAGAAGGGAGGAAGUAUCAAGGAUUUAUCAGAACAGAACUUGGUAGACUGUGCAAAUUCUAGAUGGGGUAAUUACGGAUGCCGAGGUGGAUGGAUGAAUAACGCCUUCAAAUACAUCAGCUCAAACCGAGGCAUCAACAGUGAAAGCUGCUAUCCGUACGUCGGAAGGGAUCAGUAUUGCCGAUAUCGCAGCAGCUGUGUAGCUGCGACAGACAAAGGAUCACAAAAUGUUGGCAAGUCAGAACACUCCCUCCAGAGUACACUUGCAUCUGUGGGACCUAUCGCAAUCGCUAUGGAUGUCAACCAUCGAUCAUUCUGGUAUUACAAGAAAGGGAUACACUAUGAGCCAAGAUGUAAUCCCAGCAGACCUAACCAUGCCAUGUUGACUGUAGGUUAUGGUGGCAGUGGAAGUAGGGGCUACUGGAUUAUCAAAAACAGCUGGGGCACCGGAUGGGGUGACCGGGGUUACGUGUUCACAGCACGAGGCAGGGGAGAUAAUUGUGGUGUUGCUAGAUGGGCAAGUUAUCCUAUUGUCUAAACUGAACAGUGUCUGGAAUAACAACUUCAGUAUCAGUUGCACAGGGUCUGGAAUAACAACUUCAGUACAAUAUGAACAGGGUCUGGAAUAAGUACUGAUCUACAUGCAUUAAUUAGUUUCCUGGCAAACUUUACUAAAUUUUUUCUUCCAUUUUCUAAUUAUUGGUAAAAAUCUUUAUUAAAAAGUAAGAUAAUAAAAAUUCAUUGUAACAUGCUCAAUGACAUCCAAAAGGUAUAAAUUUUGUUUAAUACCAUUGAAAAAUAAAAUGAAAAUUUGUUUUACAAUAAGGCGUAAAAAAAAUGUUUGUUUCCGGUAACAUUCUCAAAAAAGUUAGGGUAGGUAGGUAAUUUUUAGGUAAUUAAGUGGGACGUUUCGGAAAUUAUUUUUGUGUCAAAAAAAUGAAUACAAAUAAGUAGGUUCUGCCUUUAGAGCAGCAAUAAAUUGAUUUCUAACAUCUCUGACCAUGUUUAAAGCAUAAAAAGUGCAGUUUUAAAACAAAAAGUUGAAAAAAAAUUCUCCAAGGCCGUAAUACAUUUAUGGUAGGUCAGGAUACUGGAAACAAUUUUUUUUUCCGCCUCAAUGUCAAAUUCUCUUUCUCUGAAGAACACCAGAUUUUACAUUUUUGCCAGACUGCAUCUGAUUUUCACUCCGAUGGAUAAUGGAUCUUGCAUUGAAACAAAGAACUAUGCUCUUCACAUAUCAUUUAUGUAUGUAUUUAUUCUACUAUAAAAAUGUUUAUGAUUUCCUUUUAUGAAUAAAAGGACUGAGACAGAAGUAUC